AUGUCUAAGUGUCUUAAUAAGAGAAAAGCCUUUCCCAGUGGAGUAAAGAAGUCUUCAAUGAAGACUGCCGAACAGGUCAUUAACCGUAUUUUGUGGGACGAAAAAAUACCCCAGGCAGAAAUUACGAUCGGUUAUCUUGACCGCUUCCUUGGGAUUGUCGAGAAGCCUUUUGCUUCCUUUUCCUGGGAACCACUUGACAGUAUUGACUACUACACAUUUGCAGUACCAAAGCAUAGAAUUCAAUAUUUUAAAUACAAGAACCUUAUCAUAUGGGAUAAACGAAAACGUCUUGACAAGGUAUUUGGCUCCAUAGGCUCUGGAAUUACCAUUGAAGAAAUAAUUAGAAACUACGAUGAUUCGUUUUCUUCUGAUAACAAAGCUGAUCCUAAGCAUUAUUCUUCUGUUAGUGAUGAUGAAUCUGACAUAGAUGUAUAUUUGGACGAGACUAAAGUGACUGCAUUCAACGACUCCUGUGAAUCCGAUGAUGACGAUCAAUACUGGCGGAAUAAAUUGCGGCCAAAUUUUUUCAUAUGUCAGCGAAUUUCUGAUGAAAAUAUUAUUAAUAAUGCUAGGGUUGUUCAAGAAGCUGUAGUUUCUCGAGAACCGUUGUACGAUACCUGUUGUCAUCCUCCCAACAUGCUCCAUAUGACAUUCUGCACCCUUCGGCUAGAUGAUGCAGCACAGGUUUCAGAUUGCGUAGAGAUUCUGAAACAGGCAAAAGAAGAAUUAAAUUAUUUAUUGCCUAAGGAUCCUUUGAAGGUCUGUGGUGUCGAUCGUUUCUUUGGGCGUGUUCUUUAUGCUAAAGUUGAACACACAAAUGAACUUACCCUAUUUGUUGAUCAUCUUAGACUUGUCCUUCAUUCACGAGGAUUCCGCAUAGCUGACAAUUUUGAUUUUGUGGCUCACAUUAGCCUGAUUAAAGUCACUCGUCCUGUUUCUAGGAAACUUGGAAAAUGCGACAUAGAUCCGGCAUUAUUCCAAGGAUUCGAAGAUCUCCAUUUUGGAACCCAGACUCUUGAUAACAUCUAUCUUUGUUCAAUGGAAAAAUCUCGAGAUACAGAUGGAUUUUACAUCAGUCCGGCUAACAUGACAUUUAUGAAAUCUCUUAUAAUUAAAGAGGGCACAGACAUCAAAGAUUUUUGA
Molecule: messenger RNA, 1143 nt
Organism: Protopolystoma xenopodis
Lineage: Eukaryota; Metazoa; Platyhelminthes; Monogenea; Polystomatidea; Polystomatidae
Source: the annotation of a GenBank genome assembly